Messenger RNA from Penicillium salamii, 1206 nucleotides. NCBI's taxonomy places the organism in Eukaryota, Fungi, Ascomycota, Eurotiomycetes, Eurotiales, Aspergillaceae. The record is from the annotation of a GenBank genome assembly.
AUGGGUACCAUGUCACAGAUGCCUCGCCGAGGUACAUUUCGCUACCUGAACAGAGGUGCUAAGCCAUCUACAAGCAAGGAAGCGUAUCUGCUUCCACCUCUUUCCGAGUUUGGCGAUGUUCGUACAUUACCCCUCACGGAUAUGAAGGACUCUUUAGAUCUUGGAGACGAGUCCCCAUACAAGCUCUCAGUUCAUUCUUUCACUGCUCGCAGACAUCACUCUCGUCUACAUGCUGCUCCCUACACUCGAAAGAGUUGGAAUGAUGAGCACCUGCUUCGGGAAAUCUAUUUCCCUGAAGUAGAGGCACUGGUUCAAGAAGUGACGGGAUGCAAAAAAGUGGUUGUUUCCGCCGCGGUGAUUCGAAAUGAAACAUAUGCCGAAGGCGAUGAACCUUCUGCAACUGCAGCACAAAGCGAAGCGAAGGAAGAAAGCCCAGAUCAAAACGGCCUAUCUGAUCUAUUCCCCCCUAUUGUUGGCAAUUCGCCGACAGAUCCCAUAUGUCCUGCCCCAAAGGUCCAUCUCGAUCUUACUCCAAAGGGUGCAAGGUACCACAUUCGAAAGUACCAUCGUGAGGUCACCUCGGCAGCCAAGCGUGUGAUCGAGGCAGAGAACAAAUUGCUUGAAUCUGGUGUGCAAUGGGAUGACCUGAAAGACUUUUAUCGAGGAAAAGAGGAGGGUGAAGGGGUUCCCCGAUUUGCACUUUUCUCUAUUUGGCGACCUCUGAAGGCAGUUAAACGUGAUCCUCUUGCUCUGUCUUCCUGUGCUUCCUUCCCAGAAUCUGACUAUGUGGCUUCUGACUCGCGCGAGCCUGUGGAUCCCCACAUUCCAGCUCAACUGUCACGCAUAAUUGAUCCCAACACCCCCGAUAAAAGGGUCACAGACAAGCCACAGAAUGGGGGAGUUGCGUUGGAUGAGGAAAACGGGACAUUUGAAACACAAGGCUACCUAGCUUAUGGACCCCGAGACAAGGAGCAAAAGGCGCAUGACUGGCAUUAUAUCUCCGAGCAACAACCCUCCGAUGUCUUGUUAAUUCAAUUAUUUGACAACGAGAUGGAAUCUUCUGCUAGGGCCCCGCAAGAGGGAAGUGAUAAGAUAUCGAGCCUGGGAGUUGGGGGCGCCAUCCAUAGUGCAUUCGAGCUAGAAGGUCAGGAUCCGGGUGCUGAAGCUAGAGAGAGUAUCGAGGUACGAUGCGCAGCAUUCUGGUGA